AUGAAGCCUAGUCUCCCAACCAUCAUCCACUUCCGCCAGGAUUCCAUCCUCAAUAAGGGGACGCUCAAAGAGGCCCUCUCCGAGAUCUUUGGAUCCACCUACUGGACCUUGACCGAAGGUCCUCACACCUUUUAUGUCGAAGCGGCCAACGAACCGAACGUUGAUGUUGUGUCGGCGCUCGAAGCAGCUGGAGCAAUCCAGAUGAGGAGCGUGGAUGAGCCGUCAGCCAUCAUGGACGAAGACAGAACAGAGUCGAAGGAGACUAAGACGGAGGUGGAGAAGAAGCCUGUGAAAAAGGCAAAAAAGAAGAAGAGGGCUGAAGUCAAGUCGAAGGAGAAGUCUGUCAGAAAGUCGUACAACGUGGCGGAUGAAAAGAGCACGGACGAGCCUGUAAGAGCGAUUUGUAACGUCAACAAGCCACGAAAGCCGACUGAAGGAGUUGGGAGGGCAAUGGCGAUGCCUCCUAACUAG
Messenger RNA from Fusarium vanettenii 77-13-4, 471 nucleotides. RefSeq lists its product as uncharacterized. The coding region runs from base 1 to 471 and encodes 156 amino acids. NCBI's taxonomy places the organism in Eukaryota, Fungi, Ascomycota, Sordariomycetes, Hypocreales, Nectriaceae. The record is from RefSeq and is a predicted model, not a curated record. The transcript has a single exon.